AUGUUGUUUGCGGCCCUUUUUACUCCCUUGAAUGCCCAGGAAGUGUUUGAGUUUAAUUUGACGGGAGUGUUGAUGCAGCUGGAGCAGCAAAAGACUCUAACUCUUCCUGCUGACGUGGCUGCCCGCGAUCGCUACCCUUAUCCAACUCUUCUUGAGAUGGCGGCGUCAGCCAACAAAAAGCAGCAGCAGCAGCAAACCGAGCAGCAGCAGCAGCAGCAGCAGGGGGAGGAGAAGAAGGAGGCGGAAGACUCUAAAGAGAACGGUUGCAGCAACUGCAGCAACAGCAGCAGCAGCAGCAGCAUUGGGGACUGUGAAGGAGGCAACAGCGACGCCUCCAGCAGCAGCAGCAGGUGCAGCAGCAGCAGCGACAGCAGCAGCACUGCUGAACCAAACAGUGUCAAAGAAACAGAGAGCAGCAGAAGCAAUAGCAGCAGCAGCAGCAACAGCAGCAGCAGCAGCGUAGAUGAUGCUGAGGCCCAAUCUCUUUUGGGGAUUUCUAAGGGUAAGCUGCCUAUACACCUCAAUAUAUACAAAUAA
Eimeria maxima is the source of this 537-nucleotide messenger RNA. RefSeq lists its product as hypothetical. The record is from RefSeq and is a predicted model, not a curated record. The coding region runs from base 1 to 537 and encodes 178 amino acids. The transcript is spliced from 4 exons. Lineage: Eukaryota; Apicomplexa; Conoidasida; Eucoccidiorida; Eimeriidae.